AACAAUUUUAGUACUCCAGUAGUAGGAGAGAGAGAGAGAGAGAGAGAGAGAGAGAGAGAGAGAGAGAGAGAGGAGACCACCCUGUAUGGUCCUUGCGAAACUGUGAAGGAACUUUUUUCGCUCCACCCAAAUGAGACCUAAUACAAGCAUUCUCCCUCUUCUUCUGCUAACCCUCUCCCUGGCAACACAAAAUGCAGCAGCCACUUCUCAACAUUUCAGGGAAGCCCCACAAUUCUACAAUUCUCCCGAUUGCCCCUCACUCUGCCACCACAUUAACCAAAACAAAAACGAUGAGCCCGAUAGUCAGAAUCUCAAAAUCUGCUCCGAGAAUGCUGUUCACGUGGCAAUGACUCUCGACGCGGCCUACCUCCGGGGAUCCCUGGCCGCGAUCCUCUCCGUCCUCCAACACUCCUCCUGCCCCGAAAACGUCUACUUCCACUUCGUCACCGCCUCUGCCCCCGCCGCCCACGCAUUCCGCCUCAACCUCACCGUUUCCAAAUCCUUCCCUUACUUGAACUUCAGGUUGUACGAUUUCGACGACGCGGCCGUGGCGGGGCUGAUCUCCACCUCGAUCCGGGCUGCGCUCGACUGCCCGCUCAACUACGCCCGCAACUACCUCGCCGAUCUCCUCCCGCAAUGCGUCAAGAAAGUAGUGUAUCUUGAUUCCGACUUAGUGCUGGUCGACGACAUUGCGAAGCUCGCCGCGACGCCGCUCGGUGGCUUGGUCCUAGCCGCGCCAGAAUACUGCAACGCCAACUUUACUUCCUACUUCACGCCAACGUUUUGGUCCAACCCGUCUCUUUCGCUCACGUUUGAAGGUCGAAACGCUUGCUAUUUCAACACAGGCGUGAUGGUUAUCGAUCUUCAGCGAUGGCGAGACGGUGAUUACACUACGAAAAUCGUAGAGUGGAUGGAGUUGCAGAAGAGAAUGAGGAUCUAUGAGCUGGGUUCGUUACCACCGUUCCUGCUGGUUUUCGCCGGGAACAUAGCCCCGGUAGACCACAAAUGGAACCAGCACGGUCUAGGCGGGGAUAAUUUCCGGGGAUUGUGUCGAGAUUUGCAUCCCGGUCCGGUGAGCCUGUUGCACUGGAGCGGGAAGGGGAAGCCGUGGGCUCGACUCGACGCGAGCCGGCCUUGUCCUCUGGAUGCUCUUUGGGCACCUUAUGACCUGUUACAUACACCAUACGCUCUGGAAUCCUGAUCAGAUUAGUGGGUCGACGAAUUUCAAAGAGGGAAGAGAUCAGAGACUGCAGAAUCCUUGUCUGUUGUGCCGACAGUUUAUAUACGAGUACAAACUUGUAAGACAUGCAAGGGAGAAGUAGACAAGUACUGCUGCCGUGCGUACACAGAAGAAAUAUUCACAAGAUACUCGAGAAAAUAAAACAACUGCUGCCGUACGUGCGCAGAUUUCGACUUUGGGGGUAAUGUUGUUGGCUACACCCGGAUGAAUCUAGUCCAUGUAUUUCCUUUUUGGUGAUAUAAUCUCGUAAUUUUUCUUUUA
Rhododendron vialii is the source of this 1501-nucleotide messenger RNA. Its product is annotated as probable galacturonosyltransferase-like 1. Bases 131 to 1201 code for a protein of 356 amino acids. Lineage: Eukaryota; Viridiplantae; Streptophyta; Magnoliopsida; Ericales; Ericaceae. The transcript has 3 exons. Gene Ontology annotation, molecular function: glycosyltransferase activity. Gene Ontology annotation, cellular component: Golgi apparatus. The record is from RefSeq and is a predicted model, not a curated record.